Linderina pennispora is the source of this 2526-nucleotide messenger RNA. RefSeq names its product leucyl-tRNA synthetase. Gene Ontology annotation, cellular component: mitochondrion. Gene Ontology annotation, molecular function: aminoacyl-tRNA deacylase activity; ATP binding; leucine-tRNA ligase activity. The record is from RefSeq and is a predicted model, not a curated record. Bases 1 to 2526 code for a protein of 841 amino acids. The transcript is spliced from 3 exons. Lineage: Eukaryota; Fungi; Kickxellomycota; Kickxellomycetes; Kickxellales; Kickxellaceae. Gene Ontology annotation, biological process: leucyl-tRNA aminoacylation; mitochondrial translation.
AUGUUCCCGUACCCGUCAGGAAUGCUGCACAUGGGGCAUGUGCGUGUAUACACAAUCAGCGACACGCUGUCGCGGUUCCACCGGAUGACCGGCAAGCACGUGCUGCACCCGAUGGGCUGGGAUGCGUUUGGGCUGCCGGCAGAGAACGCUGCGAUCGAGCGCAAUGUUGCUCCUGGCGACUGGACGAAGCGCAACAUUGCGGCGAUGAAAGAGCAACUGGAGACAAUUCUGACCGACUUCAACUGGGACCGCGAGCUGGCGACAUGCGAUCCAGAGUACUACAAAUGGACGCAGCAUAUAUUCCUGCAGCUGUUCAACAACGACAUGGUGUAUCGGAAAGAGGCUGUUGUCAACUGGGACCCAGUCGACCAGACAGUGCUGGCGAACGAACAGGUCGACAAGAACGGGCGGUCGUGGAGAUCGGGUGCUGUGGUUGAGCAGCGCAAGCUCAAGCAGUGGUUCGCCAAGAUCACUGACUAUGCCGAGGACCUGCUCAAGGACCUGGAGGGUCUGGACUGGCCCGAGCAUGUAAAGAGCAUGCAGUCGAACUGGAUCGGCCGGUCUGAGGGCGCAGAGUUUUCGUUCAGCCUCAUCCAAGAAGGUAGCUCAGAGCUGCCUGCUGACUCGAUCAGCGUGUUUACCAGUCGUCCCGACACGCUGUUUGGUGUGUCCUACCUGGCCAUUGCCGCUGAUCACCCGCUUGUAUCGGCAGAGUACCUGCCCAAAGACCGGGCGGAUGAGGUGGUGAGGCGUGCUAAAGAGAUCAGCAGCAGUCUGGCUGGUGGUGGUGACCGUGCCGCGCAGGGAUCAAAGGCUGGUGUGUUUACUGGAUUGUACGCCAAGCAUCCACUUGACCCAGCGCGCAAGGUGCCAGUCUACAUUGCGGACUACGUGCUGUCGACCUACGGUACCGGUGCAGUGAUGGGUGUACCAGCCCAUGACAUUCGCGACUACGAGUUCUCCCAGGCGAACAGAAUUGAAAUCGGCAAUGCCGUAGUGGAGCCCAGCAGUCCCUCUGAUGGCAGUGCUGCUCCGAGUGGCGAGCUCCCAGUAUUCACCAAUCUGGGGGUCUUGCGGCGUGUGCCAGAGAACGGGCCCUUUGGUGGUAUGACCAGCGAGGACGCAAUGAAGGCGGUUGUCGCUGCAGCCUCCAAGACCGGCGCUGGUAAGGCUGUAGUCAACUACCGGCUACGCGACUGGCUCCUGUCGCGACAGCGCUAUUGGGGUGCACCGGUCCCGAUCAUCCACUGUGAGUCGUGCGGUGUAGUGCCAGUGCCCGAGAAGGACCUGCCCGUGGAGCUCCCGUCCAAUGUGCAGCUGUCGGGGCGUGGCGGUAGCCCGCUGGCAAGGGCAGCCGACUGGGUCAACUGCAAAUGCCCCAAGUGCAAUGGUGCGGCGAAGCGCGAUACCGAUACCCUGGACACGUUUGUCGAUUCGUCAUGGUACUUUUUGCGCUACGCUGAUGCCCAAAAUGCGGCAAAGCCGUUCAGCGCAGCAAAGGCGACUGCUGCUAUGCCAGUUGAUAUCUACAUUGGCGGUGUCGAGCACGCCAUCCUGCAUCUGCUGUACUCGCGGUUUAUCAGCAAGUUCCUGUGGAAGACUGGCGCGUACGGGGAGACGAGCAGUGGGGCUCGUAAUGGCGAGCCAUUCAAGCGGCUGCUGACGCAGGGAAUGGCUGGCAAUGGAGCGAGGAUCAUCGCGACUGGCGAGGCACCGGCUGUAUCCUACGAGAAAAUGUCCAAGUCCAAGUACAAUGGCGUGGAUCCAACCGAGACAGUGGCGAAAUACGGAGCCGACGCAACUCGCCUACAUAUGCUGUAUCUGGCGCCGCCACAGGACGUGCUGGAGUGGGACACACAGAGCAUCGUCGGUAUGCAGCGGUGGAUCAACCGCCUUGGCCGUCUGGUAGACAGUGCUGCAGAGAAUGCACCCAAGCAGAGCUGGCUGCAGUGCGUAGGUGAGCGCGCCAGAUGGAGCAAGGAAGCGCAGGAGACAUACAGGCAGACGAAUGUGGCCGUGCAGCGCGCCAGCGAGUCCCUAAGCGGCUCGUUUGCGUUCAACACGGCGAUUGCAGCGCUGAUCGAACUGUCAAACUACCUGGCGACGGUGAAGGACACAUCGCACGCGACAUUUGCGUAUGGCAUUGCGAGCCUGGUCAAGAUGGUCAGCCCAUUCGCGCCCAGCGUCGGCGAGGAGCUGUGGGAGGUGCUCGGCAAGGCUGGGUUCCUGACAGCUGCCGAUCUGGCGACCAGCGCUGGCGGUGGCGUGUUUGCGCAGAGCUGGCCUGAUGUCGACCAGUCCGCACUCAGGAAGCUUAGUGUAACCAUCGUGGUGCAGAUCAACGGCAAGGUGCGGUUCAGGCUUGAGGACGCCGAGCCCGACCAGGACAAGGAGAGUAUCCUUGCAACCAUCAUGGAGCAGCCGCAGGCCAAGAAAUGGCUACGCUCUGACGACGGCACACCGAAGCAAGUUGUCAAGACCAUCCACGUGCCCAACAAGCUCAUAAACAUCAUCGUUGCAAAAUAA